AUGACAAUCAAGAACAAGUACGCCCUCCUGAGAAUAGAUGAUUUGAUGGAUCAGUUACAUGGAUCAUCGGUAUUCUCAAAAAUUGACUUGCGGUCAGGAUAUCAUCAGAUAUUGGUAAAGGCUGAUGAUGUGCAGAAGACGGCCUUCAGAUCCCGAACUCAAGAGAAGCAUGCCGACCACCUAAGGCUAGUGCUUGGUAUUCUGAGGAAGAAGCAACUAUAUGUUAAAUUGUCUAAGUGUGAAUUUUGGAUGGAUGAAGUACAGUUCUUGGGACAUGUGAUAUCCGCCCAUGGGAUAGCGGUGGACCCAACAAAGGAGGAUGUAGUGGUAAAAUGGGAAAGUCCCAAGUCAACGAUGGAGAUAAGGAGCUUCGUGGGUUUAGUAGGUUACUAUAGGAGGUUCAUUGAGGGAUUCUCCAAAAUAGUGGCACCUUUGACACAGCUUACCCGGAAGGACUAG
Molecule: messenger RNA, 459 nt
Organism: Vigna unguiculata (cowpea)
Lineage: Eukaryota; Viridiplantae; Streptophyta; Magnoliopsida; Fabales; Fabaceae
Source: RefSeq, a predicted model, not a curated record